Messenger RNA from Entamoeba dispar SAW760, 903 nucleotides. Its product is annotated as 26S proteasome non-ATPase regulatory subunit, putative. The transcript has 2 exons. The record is from RefSeq and is a predicted model, not a curated record. Gene Ontology annotation, biological process: proteasome-mediated ubiquitin-dependent protein catabolic process. Lineage: Eukaryota; Evosea; Mastigamoebida; Endamoebidae. Gene Ontology annotation, molecular function: polyubiquitin modification-dependent protein binding. Gene Ontology annotation, cellular component: nucleus; cytosol; proteasome regulatory particle, base subcomplex. The coding region runs from base 1 to 903 and encodes 300 amino acids.
AUGCCAGAAGCAACGAUUAUUGUUAUAGAUACAUCGGAUUAUAUGAGAAAUGGAGAUUAUACCCCAAGUCGAAUGGAAGCACAGAUUGAAGCAGUUCAAUCAAUUACUUCAGGAAGACUAAGAAAAAAUCCAGAAAAUCAUGUUGGUUUUAUUGCUGCUGGAAGUGAAUCAAAGAGAAUACUUGUUACUCUUACAAAUGACUUUGGAAAAAUUUUAAGUGGAUUACAUGAAACUAAAAUUGGUGGUUCAAGUGAUUUUAAACAAGCAUUAUUAGUAGCUAAAUUAGCACUUGCUAAUAGAGUUGACAAAAUAUAUACACAAAGAAUCAUUUUAUUUGUUGGAUCACCUUUAAAUAUUAAUUCAGAAGAAGCACAAACAAUGGUUAAUUUAUUAAAGAAAAGUAAUAUUGCAUUAGAUAUUGUUUCAUUUGGAGAGGUUGUUGAUAAUGCACCAGUUAUUGAACUAUUUCCAUCUCAAAUGGGAGAUGAUUGUACUUUAGUAACAAUUCCAGCAGGGCCACAUAUUUUACUUGAUAUGAUUUCUAAAACUAAUAUUAUUAUGAGAGAUGGCGGAUUAAAUACAUUUGAUCCAGAAUUUGAUCCAGAGUAUGCUGCUGCUAUUCGUGCAUCAAUGGGAGAUGUUAAUGGUGGAACAGAGUUCUAUGAUGAAGAUGCAGCAUUGAGAGCUGCUAUUGCAGCAUCAUUAGCAGAUUAUGAAAAUUUACAAACAACAAAUGUUCAUGAAUCAAAAAAAGAAGAACAGAAAGAAAUAACAAUGGAAGAAGAAAUUGAAAAAGCAAUUAAAAUGUCAUUAGAAGAUAAUAUUAAACCUAAUCAAUCUCAAGAAGAAAAGAAAGAUGAAAGUGAUAAUAAAAAAAUGGAAGAAGAUAAAAAAAAUAAAUAA